This is a messenger RNA of Phragmites australis (common reed), 1853 nucleotides long. Its product is annotated as probable glucuronosyltransferase Os03g0107900. NCBI's taxonomy places the organism in Eukaryota, Viridiplantae, Streptophyta, Magnoliopsida, Poales, Poaceae. Gene Ontology annotation, molecular function: glycosyltransferase activity. The record is from RefSeq and is a predicted model, not a curated record. Bases 74 to 1339 code for a protein of 421 amino acids. The transcript is spliced from 3 exons.
CUUGUGCCUGUUUGUUUAAAAAAACAACAGCAACCAACCAUGCCCCAAAGCAAAGCACAGCCUUAGCUCCGCCAUGAGAGAUCCCAAGCCGAGGAGAAGCCAAGCAGCUCCCAGCCUCGCCGCCAAGCUGAGGAAACACUCCACGUGCCUCCUCCUCCUCCUCUGGUUCGCCCUCUCCCUCUACCUCUUCCUCUCCGCCACGCCGCCCGCCGCCGCGCCGCUCCGCCACUCCGCCUUCCUCCGCCCCAAGCCCCGCGCCCUCGCCGCCACCAACGCCGCGCCCUCCGUCCGGAUCUACGUCUACGACCUCCCCGCCCGCUUCAACCGCGACUGGGUGGCCGCCGACGCGCGGUGCGCGCGCCACCUCUUCGCGGCGGAGGUGGCGGUGCACGAGGCGCUGCUGGGCUUCGCCGGCCGCGCCGCGCGACCCGAGGACGCCGACCUCUUCUUCGUGCCCGUCUACGUCUCCUGCAACUUCUCCACGCCCAACGGCUUCCCCUCGUUGUCAAACGCCCGGGAGCUGCUCUCCGAGGCCGUGGAACUCGUCCGGAGGGAGAUGCCGUACUGGAACCGGUCCGCCGGAGCCGACCACGUCUUCGUCGCCUCGCACGACUUCGGCGCCUGCUUCCAUCCCAUGGAGGAUGUAGCUAUUGCGGACGGCAUACCGGAGUUCCUGAAGAGGUCCAUCCUCCUACAGACGUUCGGUGUACAGGGCCAUCAUGUAUGCCAGGAUGUGGAGCAUGUGGUGAUCCCACCUCACGUGCCACCGGAGGUGGCGCAUGAGCUUCCAGAGCUGGAGAAGGCGCACAGGGACAUUUUUGCCUUCUUCCGAGGCAAGAUGGAGCUCCAUCCCAAAAACAUUAGUGGCCGCUUCUACAGCAAGAAAGUGAGGACUGAGCUUCAGCAACAUUAUGGUCGCAAUCGCAAGUUCUACCUUAAGAGAAAGCGGUACGGCAACUACCGAUCGGAGAUGGCUCGGUCAUUGUUCUGCCUCUGUCCGCUGGGAUGGGCCCCAUGGAGUCCUCGGCUUGUGGAGUCAGUCCUCCUCGGCUGCAUUCCAGUCAUAAUUGCCGAUAACAUACGCCUGCCGUUCCCUUCCAUCCUUCGGUGGCCGGACAUCUCGUUGCAGGUGGCUGAGAAGGAAAUUACCAGCCUUGAGAUGGUGCUCGACCAUGUCGUGGCAACGAAUUUGACAGUGAUACAGAAGAACUUGUGGGACCCGGUGAAGAGGAAGGCGCUGGUUUUCAACCGUCCAAUGGAAGUGGGAGACGCUACAUGGCAAGUGUUGAGGGAGCUUGAGGUUUUGCUAGACCGGUCUCAGAGGAGUUAUGUUGGGUAGUGGAGGAGGUGAUGAACAGAGAGGGUGCGUUUGUCUAAUCCGUUGCAGCUGUGCAACCAUGGUCUGCAGCCUACACAUGCCACCCGACUGACAACAUCAACAGUCGAGACGACUGAGCCUGAGCUCUACUUUUAACAUGGAUUUUUCUCGCCAGAAUUUCACAAUAUCAAUUUCAGACCUUCGGUUGGUCGAUCGGAUGCUUUGUUAGUGGUGCAGGUCAACCUACAUUUGCUGGUUGGUGCCUAACUGGAGAUCCUAAUCUGGGGUUGUGAGCUGACAAACUCUGUACAGGGAAUUAGUUUUAUUCAUUUAUUUAUUCUUGUAAAAAGUGUGAAGAGCCUGCUUUUCUUGCGACAGGAAGAACAUAGAUUAUAUUAUAGGAUGAUGAUAUGUAUGUUGAUACUUUCUGCUGAUAUGGUUGUACACUUGUACUUGUAGUCUUGUAGAGUUGUUGGACUGUUCCAACUGCUAGAGUAGCCUGAUGAUUUUGUAAUGGAAGUGCUCAGUUUUUGCA